CGCUCACGCGCGCGGCACACACGAGGGCACGCACGCAUACACCACGACGCCGACUAACUAGUACGCACAUGACGGGCCACGGACAGCAGCGCCUCUAACACUUUGUCCGCCUUUAGCCAUUCGUCCAGCAUGGACAUCGACGACAUCCUCGCCGACGUGACACGCGCCGCCGCGCCGCGCGAGGCCGCGGACCUGCAGGAGCUUACUCGACUGUGGGUCGCGGAGCGAGUUGCGCCUGAGGUACUGCCGUACCCGGAGGGGCUGAUGGAGAGUGUGCUUGCGCGGGUGCGGGCUCAGAUCGAGCUCGUCGAAGAGCAGACGGGCAACAUGGACCCCAAGACAAAUUUCCGCCUCAUCCUGUACCAGACGGAACUGGAGCGGUUCAAGUUCCUGGUGCGCUCGUUCCUGCGCGCCAGGAUCGCAAAGAUAGACAAGUACCCGCUCCACAUCCUCGCCACCGCGCCCGCCGGCACCCUUUCCGCCAGCGAGUCGCAGUACCUGCACGCGCACCAGGCCCUCCUCUCCUCCCACUACGCCGCCUCCUUCCUGUCGCAGUUCCCGGCGCAGCUGCAGCGCCUCGACGACAAGGCCGGCGGCAUCAGCAUGGUUGACGCCCCCGACCUCGACGCCGCCGUCUUCUGUCGCGUCUUGAGGGACGUGGGCGUCGUGAGCUGUGGCGGCGUCGAGCGCGAUACUAUGGCUGAUAUGAAGAGGGGCGAUGUUUUUGUUGUUCGGUGGAAGGUUAUAAGGGAACACGUGCUAGCGGGCGAUAUUGAGCUUAUUUGA
Messenger RNA from Aplosporella prunicola CBS 121167, 786 nucleotides. RefSeq lists its product as uncharacterized. The transcript has 3 exons. Gene Ontology annotation, biological process: double-strand break repair via break-induced replication; DNA-templated DNA replication. Bases 130 to 786 code for a protein of 218 amino acids. Gene Ontology annotation, cellular component: GINS complex. The record is from RefSeq and is a predicted model, not a curated record. Lineage: Eukaryota; Fungi; Ascomycota; Dothideomycetes; Botryosphaeriales; Aplosporellaceae.